CUUGAAUGCAGUCUCCAUAGUGGUCCUGGGCUGGUGCGUAGGUCGGAAAAUUUUUGUUUUCUGCUAUGUUUCCCUACACUGACCUACACGGCUGCAACGUAUCAUGUUGCAGGAUUAUUUUGCAAGUGAGUUACGUUGUUGGGUUACGGUCUACACUCAACCUGCCGAUGGCGUUGAUGGGACUCCACACCCGUUUGUUUGUAUCCACUGAGACUUAUGAGUAGGGAUUAGGUUUGUCCAAUAGCUGAGUGAGAAAGGGCAAUUCUAAAAGAGGUGAAUAAGAGUCUUCUCUGUGGAACGCGAGGACACCUUCCAUGCACUCUGCAGGUGUCCAAGAGCGCGAGCUCUCUGGAAAGCAAUGGCGGAAGACUGGUGCAUCCCGGACGUGGAUCUAUGGCAGAACACUGGUCCAGAAUGGCUCCUUCACCUACUGAACAAGUGCGAGGAGCACGUCCGGCUUCCCAUGCUCAUGACAAUGUGGAGGUGCUGGCACGUCAGAAACGAAAUCACGCACCACAAGCCGGCUCCCCCAAUUGAAGUAUCCAAGAGAUUUUUAUCAAGCUACAUCGACACUAUCUUGUGCCUCCAGCAACAUCCCAAGGCCGACAUGUCAAAGGGCAAGAUGGUAGUCUCCAAGUUUCAGCAACGCCAGGAGAAGCUCAGACCAGCAAGGGCGGCCAGUACCAGACCUCCAGAGCGAUGGCACAAGCCUCCACCAGGCUGGACUAAGUUAAACGUUGAUGGUGCAUAUAUUCAGGCGGAUGGAACAGGUGGCUCGGGCAUGAUCUUGCGCGACGAACAUGGCGUCGUCAUUUUUGCUUCUUGCAGAUUCUUGAGGACGUGUUCAAGUGCACUGGAGGCGGAGAUCGAAGCUAUACGUGAAGGGAUUGCAUUGACUCUGGAGUGGUGUACGCUACCUUUCAUACUUGAAUCUGACUGCUCCACGGCGAUUGAUAUGAUCAAAAGUUCAUAUAUGAACAGAUCUCCAGCGGCGAUGACAGUGGGUGUAAUAAAAAACUUGUUAGUGGAGGGAGGUAGAGAGCAUGUGUUAAUGCAUGUGAGUAGAAACCAAAAUAAUGUCAGCCAUGUUCUUGGGUAGAUGGGUCACGCUGGCCCUAGGACUGCCGUAUGGCUGAGGCAGGGGCCUGACGAGAUAGUUGAACUCGUGGCAAAGGACUGUAUUGUUCCUAAUUGAUUGAUUGAAAAUUUUUACCCCGCAAAAAAAAAAGAAUCAGCACAUAAAGCAUAAUUAUAAUUAGGUAAAAGCAUACUCCAGUGUUGUAGUAAAUUCCUUGUGCUAACUCUAUCAUGUAGUAGGAGCCAGAAGAUCUUGUGUCUGAGUCUGCUGGCAGCUUUCCAUAGAUGUUUAAAUAUGAUGUGAGCUUCAGUCUUUCCACAAAACUAUUCUGUACUCAUGCUUAGUUUAGCAUUACUAUAUAUAUAACAUUCUAUACUCAUGCUUAGUUUAGCAUUGCUAUAUAUAUAACGCUAAAUAAGAGUUUUGUUUAGUGUGAACUAGGGUCUACACGAAGAAACUUCUCAAGCAGAGAUUCUGUCAUUAGUGUAGCUGGUUUCUACAGUCGAAGCCCAAGCAGGAGUAACUGCCAUCGUAAAAGAAUCUCUUCUGCCCAAAGCAUCUGCAACUUUGUUUUCUUUUUUUUAUUCAAUCUUGUAAUUGAAUUAAAGCAAAUUUAUAUAUAUAACGCUGGAUAAGAGUUC
Messenger RNA from Triticum aestivum (bread wheat), 1719 nucleotides. RefSeq lists its product as uncharacterized. Lineage: Eukaryota; Viridiplantae; Streptophyta; Magnoliopsida; Poales; Poaceae. The transcript has 2 exons. Gene Ontology annotation, molecular function: RNA-DNA hybrid ribonuclease activity; nucleic acid binding. Bases 359 to 1099 code for a protein of 246 amino acids. The record is from RefSeq and is a predicted model, not a curated record.